AUGGCUGUUAAACCAGGAGUCUUGUCGGGUCUUUACGUUGGUAAUUAUCGGGACAGUAAGGACGCUGCACAAUUAGAGCGUUAUGAAAUUACGCAUAUCCUGGCAAUUCAUGAUGCAGCACGUCGUCUUCAUUCCGACAAACAUUAUCUAUGCAUCUUAGCGGCUGAUACGCCCGACCAGAAUCUAUCACAAUACUUUUCUCUGUGCAAUGAUUUUAUUCAUGCAGCCCGCCUGCGUGGAGGCAAUGUUUUGAUACACUGCUUAGCCGGAAUGUCGCGAAGCGUCACUGUUGCGGUUGCUUACAUCAUGAGUACCACCAAUCUGUCAUGGAAAGAUGCUCUAAAAGUUGUGAGGGUGGGUCGAGCAGUGGCAAAUCCAAAUGUUGGAUUUCAGCAGCAACUGGAAGAUUUUGAAUCCACUCGUCUUCAAGAGGAAAGGAGAAGAUUGAAGGAACGUUUUCCCAGUUUGGCUCUCGCUGCUUCUGACGGGGAAGCUUGUAGAGCCACUUUGAGAAAUUACGAGUCUUUAGCUUUGGCUCGAGAAGUCUGCGAAGGAAAAUGUGCUAUGGGUCGCCCUUGUCCUACUGGAUUAUGCAGACAACCUUCCAAAAGAUCCUUACGAAGAAAAUCAUCUUCAAGUAGUAUAGGAAGUUUAUCUGGGGGAAGAACUCCACCACAAUCUCCAAGAAUGUUACCUUCUGCACCGCCUUCACCAGCUUUACCGAGAUCGUGUAGCGUUAUUUCUGCUAUAAGGCCCCGAAGUGGUCCAGCAGGUUUACAUUCUUAUACCGGAUCGGCACCUCCAUCAAGGGCUACAUCAAGGGUAGAUCUUUCAGCAGCUGUUGCCUGUAGCAGCAGCAGUAUAAGUAUCAAUAACAUGGGAAGAACUGGUCCCGGAAGUGGCAGUCCCUGGAGGUUUUCGUCAGGAUCCGCUCCAGCAACACCCCGAACAACGCCUCCAGCUUCGCCUCAACACUGGCCCAGACGAGGCCCAGUCCGAAUGACUCCUCAACUUCCGAUACCACCUCAGUCUCCUUCGUCGAUGACGUAGCAUUAUGAAUUCGUCAGUCCUUUUCGGAACCUGACGAAAUGAAUUUUUCACUGAUGACUCAAAAAUAUCCAUCAAAUUGUCGCUUGUGUUUAAAAACGCACGACGGCAAUCGUUUUCCCCGAUUUUUUUUUAAUAGAGCAAAUACAAAAAAAGUUGUGGGACAAUUUACAAUUUUUUGCAGUAAUGCAAAACGAUUUUUUAGGAACUAGGAGAGUCCAAUGACUAAUUUUAAGCUCUCACUUUUUAGCAUUUCUCAAGAAAAUAUGUUUAAUAUAUGAGAAAGCUUUAUUGUCACUUUCGAUUUGAAGUAGCUGAUAUGUACGUAUUGAGGAUAAAUUAUUAUCCUCCCGAUAAAGAGGACUUUUUCAAUAUAGAACAAAUUUGAAAAAGAGGGGUACAAGGAUCCAAA
This is a messenger RNA of Belonocnema kinseyi, 1459 nucleotides long. Its product is annotated as dual specificity protein phosphatase 15. The coding region runs from base 1 to 1050 and encodes 349 amino acids. Lineage: Eukaryota; Metazoa; Arthropoda; Insecta; Hymenoptera; Cynipidae. Gene Ontology annotation, biological process: protein dephosphorylation. Gene Ontology annotation, cellular component: cytosol. The record is from RefSeq and is a predicted model, not a curated record. Gene Ontology annotation, molecular function: protein tyrosine/serine/threonine phosphatase activity. The transcript is spliced from 7 exons.